ACCGAUUGAAUAAGGAGCGGAGUGGAGUGGAUGAGCAAGUACAGCACCAUUGAAUUAGGCUAUCAGGCUAUUAGCAGAAGCAUUAGGAAGAAAUGAAUCUGAGCUGGAGUGGGCUCUGGCGUGGGCCUUAGCUUGCAUUUGCAGUGCGUAAUAAGUUAUUAUUCAUUAAUAAUAGGACUAAUACUAAUACAAGCAGGGAGGGAGAAAAAGAAAACGAAUGGGAGAUGGCCGAUCAUGAACAAGACAGGCUGAAUCGGUGACUCGGUGAAGAAGAAGAAGGAAGAAAGAAGAAGAAGGAAGAAAGAAGAAGAAGAAGAAGAAGAUGAUGUUGGCACCGACUGGUUUGGUUCUUCGUCAUCCCACUCACACUCCUCUAUCAUUUACCUUUACGAGCACCAACGACGAGUACCCAUCCAGACUCGGGCUUGGACUCAGGGGCAAAAAGCAGCAAGCAGUGCGGUUGUUGAGGUUCGGAACAUCUCAAAACUCAUCAUCGCUUCUUCGCAGACGUGGUUCCCCCUCAACAACAACAACAACAAGUGGAUGUUCCAAGGCAGAGCCUACUUCCAAAAGUAAAGCUGUUUUCAUAGACGACAGCCCCAUAAUAACAGACACCGACCAAAGCAUGGAAAACCUUGGAAUCUUGAGCAUCGAUCAAUCCUUGCAACCAUACAAGGACCACUUCAACUAUAGAAUCAACAGAUACCUGGAUCAGAGAAGGCUUAUUGAGACAUACGAAGGAGGUCUACAGGAAUUUGCUCAAGGUUAUUUGAAAUUUGGAUUUAACAGAGAAGAAGGUGGAAUUGUGUACCGUGAAUGGGCCCCUGCUGCUCAGUGAGUUCAUUAGCUUCUCGACUACAAUUCCAUAACUUUCUGAGGCAUACGAUUUGUCUUAAUUGCUUUAAU
Messenger RNA from Malus domestica (apple), 906 nucleotides. The record is from RefSeq and is a predicted model, not a curated record. Lineage: Eukaryota; Viridiplantae; Streptophyta; Magnoliopsida; Rosales; Rosaceae.